AUGGUCUGGCCAUUCACGGGCACUGCUACGGCGCCCGCACAACCGACCGAACAACAGUCGGCCUGCCCCGUCGACCACACGACCCGACAGUCCUGGCUCACCGCGAACCCCUCCGCAUCCGCCUCGUCUCCCGCCGCGCCGCACUCGUUCCCUGCAUCAGACCCUCGCGCAAAACACCUCUCGACCGAGCGAGAAGUCUCGACCAUCCCGCGCUGGUUCCCCUCGUCCUCCGCCUCGACUCCCUCUGCAGCUUCGACAUCGGCAAUCAAGGAUGCUCACCCAUCUUCAGACGACCCACCUCCAGCGUGUCCGAUGCAUGAGCAGAACGUCAACUCGGCCGAGGCAGCAGCGACGGUUCCCUCGGAGGAGAACUGGGUGUACCCCUCGCCCGCUUCGUUCUACACGGCUCUCCAGCGCAAGGAGCGCAACCCGCGGGCGGAAGACAUGGACGUUGUGGUCCCUAUACACAACGCGGUCAACGAGCGGGUGUGGCAACAGAUCCUCGACUGGGAACGGAAGGCGAUGGGCUUGAAGGAAGGCGAAGAGACGGGUAGCAGGCUCGUCAGCUUCGUUGGCAAGCCAAAGGAGAUGAGCCCGAGGGCGAGGUGGAAGUCAAUGAUCGGCUACACGGCCCCUUUCGACCGACACGACUGGAUCGUCGACCGUCCGCUCCAGCCACCCGCUCUCCCAGCCGCCUCCUCCUCCUCACCUUCCUCAGCCGUCACGCCCGCCCCCUCAUCUCCCGACUUGACCCCCUCAUCUCUCCGCAUCCGCUACGUAAUCGACUUCUACACCGGCCGUUCCCCCUCCGCUCCUCUCAUCCUGCCUCCCUCGCCCUCAAAUCCCGAUAAGGGACCUGAAGAAGUCUUCCGCCCUAAUCUGGCGUUCUUUAUUGACGCGCGGCCGGCGUUGGAUGGGUGGGAGGGAGUGAGGAUGAGGUUUAACCGGUUCUGGGGGUUGGAUGCCGGUCAGGAGGCGCAGGGUGCGCAGGCGAGAGUGGCGGGGAAGUAG
This is a messenger RNA of Rhodotorula toruloides NP11, 1011 nucleotides long. RefSeq names its product holocytochrome-c synthase. Gene Ontology annotation, cellular component: mitochondrion. Gene Ontology annotation, molecular function: holocytochrome-c synthase activity. NCBI's taxonomy places the organism in Eukaryota, Fungi, Basidiomycota, Microbotryomycetes, Sporidiobolales, Sporidiobolaceae. The coding region runs from base 1 to 1011 and encodes 336 amino acids. The record is from RefSeq and is a predicted model, not a curated record. Gene Ontology annotation, biological process: cytochrome c-heme linkage. The transcript has 2 exons.